UCUGUGAAGAGCCUGAACGUAGGAAAGAACAAACUCUCGGACCUGCCCGUAGCUGUUUUCAGCCUCAAGAACCUUGAAGUCCUCAACUGCAGCGAGAACUUCCUUUCCGAACUCCCCUCCAACGUCGCUUGCUUCGCUGCUCUCACCGAGCUCGACCUCAACGACAACAAGAUCAAGACGCUGCCCGAGGACAUUGGGCGGUUCUUCCCGAGGCUGAGGAAGCUGCUCAUGUACCAGAACGAGAUCACUUCGCUGCCGGCGUCUCUUGGGGACCUGCAGGAGCUAGAGGAGCUCAACGUCUUCAACAACAAGUUGAUCAAGAUCCCGGGUUGUGUCGGCACUUUGUCGAGCCUGAUAGAGCUCAACGUGGCUUCCAACAAGCUCAAGACGCUCCCGAGCCUGGACGGGCUGACAAACCUGCAGAGGCUGGCGGCUUUCGACAACAACAUCGUCCUCCUGCCGACGCUGGAGAAGCUCAGCAAGAUCAAGAAGCUCGAGCUCUACAGGAACCAACUCGACAGCCUCCCUCAGCUCGCAGACUACGAGGACUUGGAGGAGAUCAAUGUGUCGAGGAACCGGCUGACGAGCUUCCCUGAGAACCUUGAGAAGUGGGGCAACCUACAGAUCUUCGAAGCCUCCAACAACCGGCUGGAAGCGCUGCCUCCCAGGCUGGGGGGCCUGACCCAACUCUGGAAGGUGAUGCUCGGUCAGAACUCUCUCUGCAAUCUGCCGGGGGAGCUGUUCGACGUGAGCAUCAAGACCCUGGACAUCUCGAAGAACAAUUUCACCCAAGUCCCUGAUGAAAUGAGCAAGCUAACCUCACUGACGAUCCUCACCCUGUCUGACAAUCAGAUCAAGUCCAUCCCCAGCUUCCUUGUGGACCAGCUCACGAGCAUCCGAAGGCUGGCGAUCGAGGGGAACCCCAUC
Molecule: messenger RNA, 927 nt
Organism: Guillardia theta CCMP2712
Lineage: Eukaryota; Cryptophyceae; Pyrenomonadales; Geminigeraceae
Exons: 1
Molecular function (GO): protein binding
Source: RefSeq, a predicted model, not a curated record